GUGUCCACGUGUGUCGGUGGAGGCCGCGCCGCGAGUGAGUGCUGGGUCAGGGUUGGUGCUGGGGGCUGCGGCUGCACUGACCGCCGAUCCCUCCCCACCUCUGCCCGCUACGGUGAGGCUCCGCCACCCCGCUGGAGAUGUCUGGGGCGCGGGAGAAGAAGCGAGCCAAGAAGAUGAGGAACCAGCCAGCCAGCGUCACGCUGCCCGCAGAUCCGGGGCCCUUCGCCGGCGGCGGGAGCAGAGCCUGCCCGCCCCCAGGAGAUGUUCGUUCUGAGCAGCAGCAGAAAUUUUCAAAUCAGUCAUCUGGGCCUCUUUACAGGAAAGACCAGCAUUUUUCAAAGGGGCAAAGUAGAGGAGAGAGAGGCAGAGGAAGAGGAGGAUGGCAAGGAGGACACCAGAGUGUAUCUGAGGAUAUGCCAAAAUUCAUAACAGUGUCUACCUUUGCUCAAGCUCGUGCUGCUGAGAUCAGUGCUAUGCUGAAGGCAGUUUCGCAGAAGUCUUCCAACUCUCUGGUUUUCCAGACCCUCCCCAGGCACAUGCGGAGGCGAGCGAUGAGUCACAACGUUAAACGCCUACCCAGGCGGCUCCAAGAGAUGGCCAGGAAAGAGGCAGAGAAAGCUGUACAUCAGAAGAAAGAACAGUCAAAGACUAAAUGCCGCAAAGCUAGAAGACGCCACAUAAAUUUGGUAGCAGAGUUUAAUCACAGGCAAAGAAAGAAUAUUUGGCUGGAAACCCAUAUUUGGCAUGCAAAGAGAUUUCAUAUGGUAAAGAAAUGGGGAUACUGUUUAGGAAACAGCCCUACAGAGAAGAGCUACAGGGCUUGUUACCGAGCCAUGACAAAGCACUGCCUUCUUCAGGACUUAUCAUACUAUUGUUGCCUGGAGUUGAAGGGUAAAGAAAGUGAGCUUCUGAAGCAACUUGCUCGAAUGUGUAGCAUUGACACAGGAUUGACAUUUCAAGAGGCUUGUUGUCUGUCUGGAAGAUUUGAGGGGUCCCUGAAUCUUUACAGAGCAGAUCGCUAUCCUGAGGAUAUGCUUGGUCCUGUCACAUUUAUUUGGAAACCCAGGGAUGGGUCUGAAAACAGACAGCUGUGGAUCUGGGUGCAUCCAGCUGUCAAGCAGGACAUACUGAGGGAGUUAAAAGCAAUUUUUCAGUGUUCAGAGCCUGAAGAAAUCUGUAUUACUGAGCCUGUUACAACAUCAAUUCAAGAGGAAAAACAAGUGGAAAUUGUUACAAGCCUUGGCAAUAAAAGAAAGAGGGAGGACAAAGAAGGAGAAAAAGCUGUGCCAGUGAAAAAAAUAAUUGGUGAUGGCACUAGAGAUCCAUUCCAGUCCUACUCUUGGAUUGCACGGACUACUGGCAUUGUGAUCAGCGACAGAAGCAUGGAGAUUCUCAGAUACCGGCUGAUUGGGCCAUUGUCACACUCUGUCCUUACAGAGACCCUGAAAGCAGCUUCUGUCCAAACAGAGAUGGCAGAUUCAGAGACAGAACUGAAUAAGUGGUGGGUAGAAAACUGCAAGGACUCUGAAAAAGUCUCUCUUCAUCAACAUCAAAGUGCUAUCUUUGAGCUAUUGGAAGGGAUGAGCUCACCAUCAGAUAUGCUACCAGGUACAAUACUUGGCCUCACUGUUGGAGAUCCUCGAGUCAAUUUGCCAAAGAAGAAGGCAAAAGCCAUGCCAGACUUUGAAAAAUACCAAGAUAAUGAUAAAGUUAGGCAGCUGUACCUGAAGGGUGUACCUGCAGACUGUGCUCACAGCUUUAUCUGGGACCAUGACAUCUGUAAGAACGUCACUGAAAAUAAAAUCUCAGAGCAGGAUUUAAACCAUAUGAGAGCUCAGUUACUGGUACCUGGAUCACACCUUGAUUUGGGUCCUUGUGAAUCUAAGAUUCCCAUACUGUUGGUGCAGCAGCCAGGGAAAGUGGCUGGAGAAGAUCGACCAGGAUGGGGGAGUGGCUGGGAUAUCUAUCUUCCAAAGGGCUGGGGCAUGGCUUUCUGGAUUCCUUUUGUGUAUCGAUGCGUACGAGUCGGGGGCUUGCAAGAGGCAUUGAAGCAUUCUGAAUACCAAAGAACACCUCACACUCCAAAUGAUUUCCCAGACUGCCAGGCAGGAAUGCAGUUUGCCAAAGAGCUGGAAACCAGUCUUCUUGAAAAAUUCAAACGACGUCCACCUGCAAAAAGGGCAAAUUAUGUCAAGCUGGGCACUCUGUCUCCUUUCAUCUGUCCUUGGGGGCAACUUACCAAGAACUGGGAAGGAAGAAUGAAGGCUUCAGGAGGAUUUUUGUGUCCUCCUUCCCCGCACUCUGACUGCUGCACAACUGAAGGGCAGACCCAUUGUGACCCCAGAGCAGAAGCAGUCAGAGAAGCUUCCUCUGAGACUGGUGAGGCAGAGGAGAUCAUGGAAAUAACAAGUUCUGAAGCUGCCCUAAAGACAGAGGAUGUUACAAGCACCCAAGAUUUUGGUGAGAGAGAUGAAACGAAGACAUGUGACUUUAUUGUUCUCAGGAGUGAGAAACUACUAAUGCAGUUAUCAGCCUGGUGUUACCCCACUGCUGGGAAAGACCGGCGCAUCCGCCUCAUUUCCCGGCUGGGACAGAAGGAAAUGACUGAAGAGGUUUUUUUGCCUAUCUUGAAGAGCUACCCACGGGCUCUCGUCUGGGUCAACUUGUCACUCUUGAGAAAGGGGAACCCUGAAUUACAUGCCAUGAUCUGCAUCCCAACAGAAGAUGACUUGCUGCAUCUAAGGAAAGACAAACUCUUCUGUGGUCCACAAGAACCCAAACAUCGUGACAUAUUCAAGGACAAGAUACAGAAGCAAAAAGAGGGGAAGAAGAAGAAGAAAAAGGAUAACAUGGAGUCUCUAGAGACUGACCCUGCAGGCAUUCCAGAUGAAGAAGCAACUGAGGACCAUGAAGACCUCAUUCUUGGUCUUUGGUCAGGUGCUCUCCCAGAUGUUACUUCCCACUGCUCCAGGACUGUCUUGGGGUAUGUCACUCAAGGGGAUUUUUCAUUGGCUACAGGCUGUGGAGAAGCUCUGGGUUUUGUUAGCUUGACUGGGUUAAUUUAUAUGUUAUACAACCAGCCAGCAGAUAAAAAAGGGCUUGUUUUGCUAAGGACUCCAGCAUCUUUACAGUACAGAUUUGCAAGACUUAAUAUUGAGGUUUAAGCAUCAUUGCAGUGCAGUACAAUGCCAAAAAUACCAAAGAAUUCUGCUUUGUAUUCUAUUAACUUUUCUGAUUUGUCUGAAAUUUGAGGUUCUUCUGAGUCCAAACAUCUCCAAGAUUAUGAAAUAAUAAAAAAUCUUUUUAGCAUUAUUAAACAAAAUAACUAAUGCAUAAAGAGACUAGAAUUACUUUUGAUAAGUAAUUGCUAAGGAUUUCUAAUAGAUUAUUAUCAUGAUCUUCUUUAUCUCUAAAGUGUGUUCUUCACUUGUUCUCCUCAAAGCUGUGGAUGCUAUAACAAUGUACAGGAAAUCAUCAUCUUAAUUUUAGAAGUCUUUGCUCAGAUGGACUGUAAAUUUACAGUGCACUUUCACAUGUAACUGCAUGCAGGCUGAUCCAGUGUAUGUAACAAGUGGCUUUGCUGAUUCCUCGUAUCUGAAUACAUGUGGCUGCAGUACAACAGAGCUAUGUAGAGAUAACUGAAUGCUUAAAUGAAAUGCAAAUAAAAUAUAGCCCAGCUAUGACAUUUUGAAUUACAGCAACUGGAGCUUUUAAAUUGGAAAGCACAUCAGUCUGCCUCCCUAGCUGAAAGGUAAUGAGCCUUUCAGAUGCAAAUUGCUAGUGGUGGGUCAGCACACAUUUUUCUGUUGAUAAUAAGGGAUAUUUUUGUUCCUCAAAACAUGAAUUUUAUUUUGUAUGGGAUCUGCUAGAAUUGAAGUCUUCUUCAUGUUACAGAUUGGUUCAUUAAUAUUGUUUAAACAAUCAUAAAACUUGUAAAAUAUGCUGGGGGUAAAGGGAGAAAAGUAUUUGAUUUGCCUAGGGCAGUGUGGGUAGGUUGGUUGUGUUUAGUAUUUUGUCGGGUUGGUUGUUUUUUUAAAUGAUAGCCUUAAGAAUCUAGCCAUUCCUGAGUUAAGGAACUUGAAAAGGAAUUUACAGUAAUACACUGUAGUUUAGUGACAGCAUGAUACAAAUAUAUGCUAGUCGGUAAAAUUAUCCUGAAACGAUUAUGUACAAAUAAAAAUGUAAUGUAUUCUUGAGUUAGUAGUCUAGUGACUAAGUUUGAUUCUUAGAGAAAUUAAACAUGGAUCAGUUAAUGACUUUUUCUUUCUAAAUGUCAGUCUUCAACUUAAUUUCCUCUUUCACAGUUUUGUUUGAAAGUCUUAGGCGAAUUUAUUAAUGUUGGCUGGAGUUGUUGGAGGAAAGAUUUAGUGUGCCUUACCCCCAAAAUUAUUAAAAUGUAGGACCAUUUAAAUAUGGCACACACAUGGGGAAGGAGGAAGAACAUCUGAUUGCAAGGGAAGUAUUGGAAGUGGGGCUGUAUUUUUUUUUUGAAGACUUCAGAAGAUGGAUUGUGGAACGGGCAGCAGCAAUGGCAGUUGUGGUGGCAUAUGGGAAAGGAAGAUGCAGUUUCCAGCACAGCUUGGAUUGCAGCUCCCUGAGAAAUCAUGCUGAAUGGCUCCUCACUGCUCACCUUUGAUGCACCUGAUAAAGCAAUCAUGGUCCCAGAAAGGUCCUGGGAAGCAUCUGCAGGAAAGCCAGCAGAUGGCCCCAGAGGAAAGAGCUUGGUGCUGGCAGGGCUGGGAUUCACACGCUCCUGGCGUGUGACUGUGAGUGCUGCAGUCUGUAGGUAUGUGUGAAUGAGGAACCCCUUAAACUUUACAGCCUGGCUGCUCUGAUCAAGUUCUCUCAUGGUAAUAAUCCUGGAUUUGAUGAACCCUUGAACUGUAAGCCCGACUGAAAUAUUUCUAGGAUCACAGUUUCCAGAGCUGUGCUUCAUGGGAAGAAAGGAGGAGAGGUGAUGUUUAUAUGUUUUUUUUCCCUCAUCACCUCCUUCAUCUUCUUAAUAGAUACAUAUUUUCUUGCCUCAAUAGACCUGGCUUGUAUGUGAGAAAGAAAGAGAAGCCCCCACCCAAGCUAGCAUUUUUUCUUUUCUGCUUGUAGGUCUUUUGUUCACUGAGUCUUUCCCAGGUUUUUAUUUUUUAAAAAAACAUCUGGAGUCUUUCCUUUUUUUUUUCUUCCUAUUGGUAAUUUCUGCCAGGUUUUCAUUUUGACACUUCCUGUUACUUUUCUUUGAUUUCCACUCUCUAUUUUUGAUUUAUGAUCCUUGUCUCUGGUGAGCCAGUGAAUAGAAACUGGAACCCAAGUGCAUCCUGUUCUGUAUAUCUUGUAAUAUUGUUACACAGUUGUUUUCCUGUAAGUCAAUGAUUUAUGCCUUAAGACUUCACUCCUUGUAAAAUACACUGCAAACCAGAUAAGUUAAAAAUGCUCAAAACUCUCAGCCAAAAUUUGUCAGAAAAGUACUGUGACUUUAUGUAGCUGCAAGGAAAUUUUUAUCUGUGGUUGUGAUUUCCAGAUUCCGGGUGUCUCAAGGGUGAUUUAGUCAUAAAAACCAUGUCAACACCGGAUAAUCAAACUGUGGAUAAUUAAACCUGUGUUAUCUGUGCAUCAGCUGUACAGUAUGUCUGUGCUCAUCAUGUUGAAUCAGGUGUAGUUUACAGCACACAUCUGCUCUUACUGCAGUUGCUACACGUUGGUUAACUACCCUAGAGCAUCUGGAACAGCUCCUGUGGGCUGUAAUACAUGAGCAUUUUUGGGAACCUAGGAAGCUCUGGCCUAGUGAAAGCAGCUCUCACGAGCUCUCCAGCUCCCAUGCUAUCCUCCAAAUAACUUUCUCAAAAUGGAUGCCAGCACAAACCCUUAGCUCUCGUUCUGUGCUUGGCAAGAGCUUCUGGAAGCUAAGAUGAAGCACAGAAGGCAAUUUUUGGCAUUCUGUGUAGUGCAGUGAGGAGGCUGAAUGGUAACACACUGCUCCUGUAGCUCUUUCUGUGGCUCCCUCAGGGCAGCUGUGUCGAUGCUGCAUUUGACUCACCUGGUGAAGGUGAACCAUGGCUUCCACGGCAGGUGCCUGCUGUGCUGACAGGCAGUGACUGAUGGACCCACCAAGCUGAGAGGCUCCAAGAUGCACAUUCUUUACCAUCUCAAAUCAGAAAAUGAGGUUGCAGAGCAGGGUGGUGAUUACUCUGUGGGAUGAAGUGAGGUGGGACUGGGGCCAGAUUGUUAUGUGUUUGUUAAAGAUGUUCAGGGCAAUCUGUUUAGCAGCCUGUAGGUAAUGGAAGAAGUUACGUGGCAGAAAGGCAGCAGGGGUUGUUGAAACAAAUCUGGGAAAAUAAUUGACAGGGUGUCAGACGGCUCAAUGGAGAUAGAAGUCUUGGGGGGUCAUGGCAUAUGCAGACAAAGAGUUGUCAAAUUCAGCAUGACAGUUUUCUUUCACUGCUCUAAAUCUGGAAGAGCCAAAUAUGUCAAACCUGAUCCAUUCUCAUGUCCAUGUGAAGUAGGUAGUAGGAACAGAGCUCAGGGGAGUAAACCACCAAAGGCAGAUUUCUGAAGCACUAAGACUGAGAAAAACAGAAAAGUAAUAGCAUUGUUCUGUUUUGCAAGAAUGCAACAUACAGAAAACCCCAACUCAAAAUUCUAUGCUUCUAAAUUAUAUUCCCAGAGGUCAGCAAUGUAAACAGCACCCACAAUUUACCUCUUGCAAAUUCGACUCAGCUGUGCAACAGUUUUUGCAAACACUGGUCUCAUCAAAUCCCUGCAAGAGCAAGCAGAAUUGUGUGGAAUAAUGAGAACUCAGAAAGGGUUAGGGAUAUGGACUGAAAGCAUUUUGUGGCAACUUUGAAAGUCAGAGCCAGCUUGCCACCGAUCAAAAUAAUGAGUUCAAGGUAGUUUGCAAAGUAGUGGAGUGACAAAAGACAAAACACAGCUUUUAUUUACUGCAUUGGGUCUCUUUAAGAAAUUCAGUUUCUUCUACAAUAGCAAUAUGCCUGCACAAAAUGAUUUUUUUUUAAACAUUUUUUUAGACACUUCAAGAUGUGUGUAACAUCUACCAGCAUCAGCUUGCUUGGUACAUUCUAGUUGUCUUUUCGUCAUGGGCUUACAGCAGUGCUGCUAUUCUGACAGCUAAGUCCAAUCCUUAAGAAAUAAAAUCAAAAAGACAUUCAGGACACUGCAAGAGUAAAGCAGAGAAUGAAAAAGCAGUCUGAAGGAAGAAAAUGACUCAAAUGUUAUGAUCCAAAUAUGUGAGGAUUUUCUGCAACUUUCCAGAAAGGAUGGUGCAAUUCAGUAUUUAAUUUGAUCUCAAGAUCAAAUAAAUAGCCAGGAUGAGAAAGCUGUUUCAGCUCAGUCCUUCUCUCAGCAUCCUUUUCUUAGCCCAGAAACUGUUUUUUUAAAAGAGACCAAAAUUGUUGUGAUGGAUGGGAGAGCUCAAGCACCUGCAAACUCAUGUGUCCGUCAAAGUUCUCUCACACAUCACUUCUCUUCUGGGUUUUCUCUCUUUUUUCAUAUUAGGUAAUAUUAAAGGCUUUUUAUUUUUUAUUUUUUUGUCUUUAAAAAAGGAUGAAAUAAAAACAAAUGUGGACAGGCAAAACCUGAGUUAUCUAGAGCUUUAUUACUCAGAAAUUACUUUAAAUGCCAUCUCAGGAGUGAGCCCCUUCCUUCUACCCACUAGAGACACCCCGGUUGUUUUAACUGUGGCUCUAGUGAUGAAUCCUGUGUGUCUACAUUUAUAAUUAUUUAUAAAUACCAUACAUAUACUUCUAAAAAUCUUACCUGGGUUGUAUCAGAUGUCAUCCAAGAAAGCUUCAACCCAGAGGCAAAGCCAGUUGCUCAGAAUGAAUUGGGUUGGGUGGGAAAGAGGGAUCAUACACAUCAAAGUCUGUCACUGUUCCUCAGCACUGAAAAAAAUCCAGAGUGCAUGCACAGAAAAACAAACCGUAAAUCUGCAAUUAAAUAUACAAUUUUCAGAUGCGCAGCUGUUUAAUGCAGUGAUUUUUGAGGGUUUUUUUAAAGAUACAUGUGGAAGUAGUUUUGGUAUAGACCAGUAGGGAUUAAAGGGUUAAAAAUAGAUAAUUUAUUUUCCUGUAGAAUGGAGUGUCUUACAGGAAUCAAUUGCAUCCAGGUUUUCUGAAUAUUUUUGCAAUGCAAUAAUUCUUUUAAGUUAGUUGGCAAAUACAUGAAGGGGGUUCCAAAUGAAGGCACAAAAAUUUAUGAAAUUGGUUGAGAACUGUAACCAGUUUUUGUUUUUUCAAAGAGAAGCAGAUGAAAAUGAGCAUUAGUACAUAGUAGGCUGAGGAAUGUCUUAGAAAAGGAUUAAUUGUAGUUUCCCUUAGUCUUUUUAGGGCUUUCACUGAGCUGCUAUAUUUUGAGGCAUUAAUUGUAUUCAUUAGAGUU
Molecule: messenger RNA, 8385 nt
Organism: Prinia subflava (tawny-flanked prinia)
Lineage: Eukaryota; Metazoa; Chordata; Aves; Passeriformes; Cisticolidae
Gene: POP1
Product: POP1 homolog, ribonuclease P/MRP subunit
Exons: 15
Coding region: 138-3164 (1008 amino acids)
Biological process (GO): tRNA 5'-leader removal
Cellular component (GO): ribonuclease MRP complex; nucleolar ribonuclease P complex
Source: RefSeq, a predicted model, not a curated record